Zingiber officinale is the source of this 2738-nucleotide messenger RNA. Its product is annotated as trihelix transcription factor GTL1-like. The transcript has 2 exons. Lineage: Eukaryota; Viridiplantae; Streptophyta; Magnoliopsida; Zingiberales; Zingiberaceae. The record is from RefSeq and is a predicted model, not a curated record. The coding region runs from base 408 to 2501 and encodes 697 amino acids.
CAUAUGGUACCAUUUCUAUCUACCACAGUGUUCCUCUCCUACUGCUACACCGCCCCACUCUUCCUUGCCCUGAUCUAUUACGACUCGAGCAGCAGCAGCAGCAGCAGCUACCGCAGAUCAUAGAUGUAGAGUGCCCUGCCCUCUUCACAAUGGUUUCUAGGUUGCUGUGACCUCUGUUAAGGAAGCUCAGCUUCUUUCUCUUCUCACCUCUCUGUGAACAAGAAACUGUUUGCUAGUUCUUGAGGUUCCAUGCUGCAGUGCAGCUUCAUGUCCUGAGGACUAAACAGGACCAGAAAACAGCGCAGAUCUGGAUGAGCUCUUGACUUCGAGAAAGGAGAAGGACCAAAAGAUACGCAAGAGUUAAAGAAGAAGAGGGGUAAGAGAAGGUAGUAAGUAGAGAGAGAAAGAUGCAGUCGAGUUAUGGAGGAGUGUCGGAGAUCCAGCAAUUCAUGGUAGAAGGCUGUGGUGGCAGCACCCCCUCGCUCUUCUCCAACACGGCCGACAUCCACUCGACCGCUGCCGGUGGAAGUAACCCUCUCAAGUACCAGGCGCCGCCACCGGCUGCGGUGCUGCCUCCCCAUUUCGCGCAUUUCCACUCCAUUCCUAUCACCCAGCAGCUCUUCCAGCAGCCGCCUGCGGCGGCGGUGCACCAAUUCCAGCUCUUCCAUCCUCACCACCACCAGCAGCUGAAUUACCAGCCUCUGGAGCCGCGGCGGAUGCAGAUGCCGCACCACCAGCAGCUUGGACUGGACCAGGAUUCCGGCCCCGAGAACUCUGCCUCUUCGGCUCGUGUCACUAUGCCAGCUGGUGGAGGUGGCGGCGGCGGCGGCGGCGGCCCGCCGCCAUCCUUUCUGGCGGAGGCGAUGAACUUUAAGCUUGCAGUGAACGAGAGCAGUGGGGGCGGAAGCCGCGAGGGGAUCAACGAUGAGGAUGGCAUCUUGCGAGGAGACGACGACGGAUCGGAGAGUCGUCUUCAUCACUGGCCUCAGAGAGACGAUGAGUCUUCCAUUAAAGAGCUAUCCUGGAGGCCAUUGGAUUUGGAUAUCGACUACAUCAACACGAAUGGCAAAAGGUGCAAGAACAAAGAGCCCGAGAUCUCAAUUAACACCGCCGGGAAGGUGUCCAAGAAGAGCAAAGAGGAUGCCGGCGCAGGGAGCAGCAACUACAAGAUCUUCAGUGAGCUAGAGGCCAUCUACAAGCCAGGCGGAAGCAGUGGCGGCGUCAAUCGGACUGGCUCUGGCUCCGCGCUCACCGGCGAUGAGACCCCCCUGUUGCACGCCGCCGCAAUGGCACCUCCGGGCCUGCCUUCGGGUGCCGAUUGUGUCGGAGGAAUGUCGGAGACGUCGGCGGGAGAGGAGGCGGGGCGGCCAGGGAAAAAAAUUAGCAACAACAGAAACAGCAGUGGGAAGAGGAGGAGGAAGCGGCGGCGGUGGCAGCGGCAGCUGAGUUCGGUUGCGGCCUUCUUCGAGAGCCUGGUUAAGCAACUGAUGGACCACCAAGAGAGCCUCCACCGGAAGUUCCUGGAGGCGAUGGAGAACCGCGAGCAGGAGCGGACCAGCUGCGAGGAGGCGUGGCGGAAGCAGGAGGCGGCCAAGUCCUUCCGCGAGGCGGCGGCCCGCGCUCACGAGCGCAAACUCGCCUCCUCCCGCGAGGCCGCCAUCAUAGCCUUCCUCGAAAAGAUCACAGGAGAGAGCCUAAAUCUCCCUCCUAAGCCCCAAUUCUCCGACGAACACAAAAAUUACCACGAAAAUAACCCCCAAACCGAGCCCUACGCCGAGGAGGCGGCGUUCGGGGAUCAAGAAAGUAACAAGGUGCUGUUCAGCACGAGUAGGUGGCCGAAGACGGAGGUGCAGGCGUUGAUCCGAGUCCGCAGUGGACUUGAGUCGCGGUUCCAGGAGCCGGGGCUGAAGAGUCCCCUGUGGGAGGAAGUGAGCGCCACCAUGACCGCCAUGGGCUACCUCCGCAGCGCCAAGCGGUGCAAGGAGAAGUGGGAGAACAUCAAUAAGUACUUCAGAAAGACCAAAGAAACCGGGAAGAAGAGACCGCAACACUCCAAGACCUGUCCUUACUUCCAACAGCUCGACCAACUCUACUCCAGGCCCUCGCUCAACAAAGACAGCAAUAAUAUUAAUCCCAAGAAGCAGAGGUUAACGGAUCAAGAACAUGAUCCUAAGGAGAAGCACGACGACACUGAAGAUAAAAGAACCGACAACUCCGAGCUACUCGACGCCAUCGUCGUGCCACCGGCCGCCGCCGCCGAUUACCCAAGCCUCAAGUUCGGGUUCGACUUCAAUGGCAAAGUGGCGGACGAAAAUCUCGAAGACGGUGGAUCAGCUCCAAAUUUAGACCGCAAUGGUGACGAAAACGAGGAGGGCGAGGAGCAAGGAGGUGAAGAAGCGGAAGGAGACCAAGAAAGAGAAGAAGGAGAAGAAGAAGAAAGGGAAAGCCAAGACCAAGAACUACACGAUACGAGCCUCUUCUUCCAGAGCCUCCAAUCCUGAAGGAACUAAAACGCAAUCACACUCGCAAUAUAAUUAUGGUGUGUUCAAUUGCUAUUAAUUCUUUCUUUUAGGAUAUAUAGUCCUAGUUUAUAGCCGGCUUUAGUAGUGCAAUUCAAUAAUCAUGAGUGUAUAAUUAAAACCAUCCUGUUCCUGUUUGAAAUGCUGUACUACUCCCUACAUCCCUAAUAUCUGCUUCCUUUUGCUUUUCUAAUGCUGCCAUUGCUUUAAUUUUCUCUA